GUUAUUCAUGAUUCCGCGCGUAUCAAAAGAUGACGAGACAACUUCCUCAAAACAACCACAUCCUCCAAAAACACCAGCACCCUAUGAAAUUAAUAAUAGUAAUUAUAGUAACUUCUAUAACCCUUUACUUAAAUCCGUUAUUGUUCCGUCACCAUAUAAAGUCGACACUACGGGAAAAAUGACGCUAGAACCAAGAUUCGGAGGUCUCCUAUGGAAUUUCACUAGUCGUUUUUGCAUAAUGUCGUGUUCGUUAAUCGCAAAAUUCUUUCUGAGAUUUUGUACCAAAUCGACUACCAUCUAUAAUAAGGAACCCUUUGUUAGGGUGUUAAUGGAUCCUAAUAGAACACGUCCUAUCCUUACAGUUGCUAAUCAUUUGUCGACUGUAGAUGAUCCGCUAUUAUGGGGUAGUCUUCCAUUUUGUAUAACAAAAUCAACGAGAACUAUACGUUGGACACUUGGUGCUCAAGAAAUAUGCUUUACCAACAAUUUUCUAUCGCAUUUUUUUGCUCUUGGUCAAGUUGUGCCUACCGUUCGCGGUGCAGGAAUUUAUCAACCAGCGAUGAAUUUUGCACUUGAUAAACUUAAUGAAAAGGAAGGAAAUUGGGUUCAUAUAUUUCCCGAAGGAAAAAUUAAUCAAACAUCUUCAAUGAUUCCGCUAAGAUGGGGCGUCGGACGUCUAAUGAUGGAAUCAAAAAAUCCGCCGAUUGUUGUGCCUUUAUGGCAUAAAGGUCUAGAAACGGUAAUGCCAGAAGAACGAGACAACCCAUUUGUUCCUAUUCUCUGGCAAAAAGUGGUGAUCGCUUUUGGCGAACCAAUCGAUCUCAAAGACGUUCUCACUGAAUUUCACGAGGGAAAAGCUGAAUAA
This is a messenger RNA of Ambispora leptoticha, 865 nucleotides long. Lineage: Eukaryota; Fungi; Glomeromycota; Glomeromycetes; Archaeosporales; Ambisporaceae. The record is from the annotation of a GenBank genome assembly.